UCCUGGUUACAGCAACUAGCGGGCGCAACAGUAAAAUAUUGCAGUGUGGAAUAUAAGUGCCGCGUUACACUGAAUAAAGGUCUUAUUACAGAUGUGGCGACCGGGCAGGAGAGAGGCAGUUGGAGAGGAGGGCGCAUAAAUGGACGACCGGAGUAUAACGUCGCCGGCUGCAGAAUAGAACGCUGUCACUCCCGGGUAUGACCGGCUUCCACGGUCGAACAUAGUCGCGCGGGAGUCGAAGAGGAGGAGGAAGAGUGUGUGAUAGUGUGUGUGCGUGUGUGUGCGUGUGUAUGCAGGUACAGGAUGCGUAAGAGGGGGGGUGGCGUGUUCAGGGGUCGGGGCCGCGGGCGGGGGAGGGGGGGUCAUCGCGGCGGGGGACAUCGCGGCGGGGCCUCGUCUCCGUGCCGACUGGACGGCUCGUUGUCGCGGGAGACGCUGACGUACGCGCAGGCGCAGCGCAUGGUGGAGGUGGAGCUGGACGGCCACCUGCAGCGCAUCGACAUCGCCGACCGCCUCCCGCUGCUCACCGACCAGCAGCUGGCGCAGGAUGAUGACAUCACCGAGUGCAACAGCAACAAGGAGAACAGCGAGCAGUCCCCUCCGCUGCCGCACACACACACCAACACACACACACACACGAGGGGGGGCCGAGGAGGGGCGCGCGCGGGACGCAAGGCCACGGGCGGACGCCGCAAGGACGGCAAACACACCACCUCACCACUCAAGCACACACACACCAGUGGCAGAGACAUCUCCACACACACGCACACACACACGCCCCUGCCGCGGCCCACCUUCCGCACGCUGGAGGGGUUCGAGGCGAGCGAGGCUCCCCCCCGGCCCACGGGCUACUACCGCUACAUAGAGGGAGGGUGUGACGGCGAUGGCGACGGUGACGGGGACGGCGAGGGAUCGGGUGCGCGUGCGGAGUACGACAUGGAUGAAGAGGACGCGGCCUGGCUCAGCAUCGUCAACAGCAAACGCGUCUCGGACGGCAUCGCCUCGGUAACACCCGAUACCUUCGAGCUGCUCAUGGACCGGCUGGAGGCGGAGUCGGUGCUGGAGCAACGCAGCCAAUGGCAGAACGGCGCAGGAGGGCCGGGGGGAGGGGCCAACGCGCAGGCGGACGACGAGGACGCCUACUGCAGCGUGUGUCUGGACGACGAGUGUGUCAACUCCAACGCCAUACUCUUCUGCGAGGUGUGUAACCUAGCGGUGCAUCAGGAGUGUUACGGCGUGCCCUACAUCCCAGAGGGGCCCUGGUUGUGUCGUCGCUGCCUGGUGUCACCACAGCGCCCUGUCGACUGCCUGCUGUGCCCGAAUCGCGGCGGUGCCCUCAAGCAGACGAGCGACGGGCGCUGGGCCCACGUGAUCUGUGCCAUCUGGAUCCCGGAGAUGUGCUUCGCCAAUACCGUGCUGCUGGAGCCCGUAGAGGGUGUGGCCAACAUCCCGUCCGCCCGCUGGAAACUCACCUGCUACCUGUGCAAGCAGAAGGGAAGAGGAGCCUCCAUACAGUGCCACCGGCCACAUUGCUACAGGGCGUUCCACGUGACGUGCGCCCAGGGGGCCGGGCUCCAUAUGAAGAUCGAACCAAUCAGGGAGAACCCCAACGGAACCUUCACCGUGCGGAAGACGGCGUUCUGCGACACCCACUCCCCUCCGCCGGGCGAGGAUGAGGAGGAAGAGGGAGAGGGGGGCCGCAUGGGGGGGCUCAGCGGCAGCCGGGGUCACAGAGGCCAAAGGGCGUACACGCUGGCGCCGCCCCCACCCCCUCCCCAGAGCCAGCGUGGGGGCAACAAGGGGCAGAGAGGGCAGAAGGGUCGUCGAGGAAACCAGGGGGGCAGGAGGAGUAACAUACCAGUGCUGUUGGUACCACAAAUACCCUCUUACAGGUUGAAUAAGAUCUGCACUGGUGUGGCUGUUCAGAGGAAGAAUCAGUUCAUGCAGCGUCUUCACAACUAUUGGCUGUUGAAGCGCCACUCUCGCAACGGCACGCCGCUGAUUCGCCGCCUGCACGCACACGUGACCAAUCAGAGGACCACCGAGCAGAGGGAGCCAGAUGCUAAGGUGCUUGCGGUUCGAGAGGAGCUUAAGUAUUGGCAGAAGCUACGACAAGACCUGGAGAAAGCCAGACUACUGGUGGAACUGAUCAGAAAGAGAGAGAGACUAAAGAGAGAACAGAUGAAGGUCCAGCAGGCGGCGCUAGAGCUGCAGUUGACUCCGGGUCUGGUGCUGAUGAGAUCAACACUGGACCGACUGCAGGAGAAAGACACGACCGGGAUAUUCACAUCCCCCAUCAGUCUGAAAGAGGUGCCGGAUUACCUGGAGGUCGUGUCGUCACCGAUGGACUUCAGCACCAUGCGGGAGAGGGCGGAGUCACAGGCGUAUGGGGGCGGGGCAGAGGGUGUAGCCAAGAUGGAGGAGGACUUCAGCCUCAUGGUCAACAACUGUCUACGGUACAACCACAGCCAUACCCUGUUCCACCGCGCGGCUCUGCAGCUGAGGGAGGUGGGAGGAGCCAUAUUGCGCCAAGCCCACCGGCAGGCGGUUGCCAUCGGCAUCGACCCCGAGACAGGCAUGCACCUGCCAGAAGCCCCGCCCACCAACGCACACACACACACCUGCUGGGAAGAGGUGGAUGCCCUGCUCCAGCCUGGUAACCGCUCCCAUCUGACCCCAGAUCAGCAGCUGAGAGCUCUGUUGGAGCAGCUAGACGCUGUAGUUUCCAUGAGGUCCAGUGGGGGGCGCACCAAACGCCUUCGGCUGCUGAGGAGGGAAGUCAACAGCCUGCGCCACCGCAUCAGCACACAGCGCACACACACACACACCACCGACACACACACCAGCACACACACUGACACACACACCGACACACUCACUAACACACACGACACCGCAGCGCAAAUCAGAAAGGAGGAGGAGAAAGAGAAGGAGAAAGAGGAGAAGAGGAGGAAAGGAAACAAGAAGAAUAAGAAGAAGGAGGAAGAGUAUCCCUCCAUCACGUCACACACACCAGACUCAAAGGCUAAGACCCCACCCACUACCCCAUCAUGCCCCGCCUCCUCUCCUCUUCCUGGCGACGCCCCUCCUUUAGCCCUACCCCUCGGCCCAGAGAGCACCGGGACUCGCACCCCUGGCCGCUCAAGAGGCAGGGGGAGGGGACGCAGGCCAUUGGACAGCCGAGGGAGAGGGGUGGGCCUAACAGCAGAGGAGAGUCAAUCAGAGCCGGAGGUGGGAGGACUGACCAACCUGUCACAGAAGGAGAACGGCCUGCCCCCCUCCCCCUCCCCCUCGCCCCCCUCCCCCCCGGUUGUCACGGUGAUCGGGGUGGGUCGCCGCACCUCCGUGCUCUUCAAGAAGGCCAAGAAUGGCGUGCGGGGCAAGAAGGUGGAGCCUGUUGUCAAUGGGGGCGUGGCUGAGAAGAGUGACAGCCCACCAACCACUCCUCCACAGCCGGAUCGGACUGAGCGUGCUCCCUCGGAACCCUCGUCAAAAACGGGACCGUCGUCCAAGAAGGAACCCUCGUCGAAAACGGGACCCUCAUCCAAGAAGGAACCCUCGUCGAAAACGGGACCCUCAUCCAAGAUGGAACCCUCGUCGAAAACGGAACUCUCAUCCAAGAAGGAACCCUCGUCGAAAACAAGACCCUCAGCCAAGAAGGAACCCUCGUCGAAAACGGAACCCUCAUCCAAGAAGGAACCCUCAUCGAAAACGGGACCCUCAUCCAAGAAGGAACCCUCAUCGAAAACGGGACCCUCAUCCAAGAAGGAACCCUCGUCGAAAACGGAACUCUCAUCCAAGAAGGAACCCUCAUCGAAAACGGGACCCUCAUCCAAGAAGGAACCCUCGUCGAAAACGGAACUCUCAUCCAAGACGGAACCCUCGUCGAAAACGGAACCCUCAUCCAAGACGGAACCCUCGUCGAAAACGGAACCUUCGUCCAAUACGGCACCACCUGUGAAGACGGAACCACCUGUGAAGAAGGAACCAGCUGUCUCCGCCCCUAGCCCUGCCCCUAAUCCCGCCCACAGUCUGUACCCCACCUCACCCCACCACCUGCGCUCACGAGGACCCAGCAACCUCUUCUUCUGCGACAUCCUGAACAUGCACUCACACACACACAAGCACACAUACAACAAAGACACACACAAACCCAAACAGACCUCGGACACGCACACACAUGCCUCGGAGAAACACACAUCCAGUUCGGACACGCACACGGCCAACUCAGACAAACAAACAGUAUCAAAAUCAGAUAAACACACAGAAAAGUCAGAUAAAAACACACCAGUGUCGGAAAAACACGCAGCCAAGUCAGAAAAACACCCAGUCAAAUCGGAAAAACACCCAGCCAAAUCGGAAAAACACACAGCAACAUCAGAAAAACACACAGCAAAAUCAGAAAAACACACAGCAACAUCGGACAAACACACGGGAAAGUCGGACAAACACACGGGAACGUCGGACAAAAUCACACCAGUGUCGGAAAAAGACACAUCCAAAUCGGAAAAACAUACAGCAAAAUUGGAAAAACACACACCAACAUCGGACAAACACACGGGAACGUCGGACAAAAACAGGCCAGGGUCGGAAAAACACACAGGAACAUCGGACACUCUCAAGACCCCCUCAGACAAACAUGCACCUGCCAAACAUAGUGGUUUGACCAAUGGCUGUAAGAGGCACAGAGAUGAUUCACCUGACUCUGGCACCGACACACACCAUGAAGAACACAGCUGUCCCCCUCCUAAGCGCAGCAAAGUAAGGCCUCAGGAGCCGAUCGUCAUCCCCAAAACUCCCACAGUCCAGCUGGAGAACGGAGACUCCGGCACAGGUGAGAGUCUCCAAGAGGGCCCUGAGGAGGAGUGGGAGGAGCUUGUUCCUCUUGACUUGGUCUGGGCCAAAUGCAGAGGCUACCCCUCAUACCCAGCUAUGAUGGUGGACCCCGAGAUGCCUGUUGAGGGGGUGUAUCAUAACGGGGUGCCGAUCCCCGUACCCCCCCGGGAGGUGCUGACACUUGGCAGGAGGAGACAGGAGGAGGCAGAGGACAAACUCUUCCUAGUGCUUUUCUUCGAUACCAAGAGGACAUGGCAGUGGUUACCGCGUGACAAGCUACAGCAUCUGGGAGCGGACGACCAGUUGGAUCAGCAGUUGCUGGUGGAGGGAAAGAAACCCAACGUGCGCAAGUCGGUCCAGACGGCAUACGCACGUGCCAUCACACAUUUGCAGCACGUCAGGGGAGAGGCCGAGGACUUAAUUUAGACUCCGUUUUUGUGUGUGUAUGUGAGCAUACACACGAGCCAUCACACACUUACAGCACGUAUGCGGAGGUAUGAAUACGUUCAUACAUACGAGUUCAUACAAACCGCACGUGUGUGUGUGUGUGUUUGCCUAGACUGCAUACACACGCGCCAUCACACCCCUGCAAGAUGUAUUAGGAGACAAAGAAGACUUCUUUUAGGCUCUGUGUAUCUGAAUGUGUGUGGCAUCCAAGCCUGUGACACCUGACACACACACACACACUAAUGGACGUCGCCCAUCCCGUCAUUGUUCUUAUUGAGGAGGCAAAGCCACUAGAGUUUGUGUGUGUGUGUGUGUG
This is a messenger RNA of Engraulis encrasicolus (European anchovy), 5599 nucleotides long. RefSeq names its product bromodomain and PHD finger containing, 3a (gene brpf3a). Bases 304 to 5262 code for a protein of 1652 amino acids. Gene Ontology annotation, biological process: regulation of transcription by RNA polymerase II. Gene Ontology annotation, molecular function: protein binding. The record is from RefSeq and is a predicted model, not a curated record. Gene Ontology annotation, cellular component: MOZ/MORF histone acetyltransferase complex. Lineage: Eukaryota; Metazoa; Chordata; Actinopteri; Clupeiformes; Engraulidae. The transcript is spliced from 17 exons.